UUAGGGUGCAGGAGGGAGCCCCGCCCAGCGGACAAAACCUACGCUGGUCCCACGGCCAUGGCUGCACCGUCGUCGGUCGUGCUCGGCAUCGACCUGGGCACCACGUCUGUGAAGGCGGCCGUGGUGGAGGCGGCGCCCGACGACCCAUCGGGGUUCGUGGUCCUGGCCAGCUGUGUCCGGGCCGCGCGGGCCGAGGCGGCGGCCCAGAGCGCGGCGGCCGGGCCCCAGGCGCGGGAGCAGGAUGUGAGUAGAAUCAUCCAAGCCCUAAACGAGUGCCUUGCUGCUCUUCCCCGGCAGCAGCUCCGCAAAGUCGGUGGCAUCGGAGUGUCAGGACAGAUGCAUGGAGUCCUGUUUUGGAAAACAGGCCAAGGCUGUGAAUGGACAGAGGGAGGGGCUGCCCCCGCCUUCACACCCAGAGCUGUGAGCCACCUGGUCACGUGGCAGGAUGGCCGAUGUGGCAGUGAGUUCCUGGCUUCUCUUCCCCGGCCAGAGUCCCAUCUCAGUGUGGCCACGGGGUUUGGCUGUGCAACCAUCUUCUGGCUUUUGAAAAAUAGCCCCGAGUUCCUGAAGUCCUACGAUGCAGCUGGCACCAUCCAUGACUAUGUGGUUGCCAUGCUGUGUGGCUUGCCAAGGCCCCUGAUGUCUGACCAGAAUGCCGCCAGCUGGGGAUAUUUCAACACCCAGAGCCAAAGCUGGAAUGUGGAGAUACUGAGGGCCUCCGGCUUUCCUGUGUACCUGCUCCCCGACAUCACCGAGCCCGCCAGCGUGGCAGGCAGAACGGCCCAUGCGUGGUUUGAAAUCCCGAAGGGCACCCGGGUAGGCGUGGCCCUGGGUGACUUACAGGCCUCCGUCUAUUCCUGUAUGGCCCAGAGGACAGAUGCAGUUCUCAACAUCAGCACUUCGGUUCAGUUGGCAGCCUCCAUGCCGUCAGGGUUCCAGCCAGCGCCGACUCCAGACCCUGCAGCUCCGGUCGCCUACUUCCCGUACUUCGACAGAACCUACCUGGCGGUGGCAGCCUCCCUCAAUGGGGGCAAUGUGCUCGCCACGUUCGUCCAGAUGCUGGUCCAGUGGAUGGCGGAUCUUGGCGUGGAGGUCGAAGAAUCCACUGUGUAUUCACGCAUGAUCCAGGCAGCUGCAGAGCAGAGAGACACCUGCCUCACCAUCACGCCAACAGUGUUGGGCGAGAGGCAUCUGCCAGACCAGCUGGCCUCCGUGACCAGGAUCUCCUCCGCGGCCCUCUCGCUGGGGCACGUGACACGGGCGCUGUGCAGAGGCAUCGUUCAGAACCUGCACUCGAUGCUCCCGUCCCAGCAGCUCAGGGAGUGGGGCGUGGAGCGGGUGGUCAGCAGUGGGAGUGCGCUGUCCAGGAACGAGGUGCUGAAGCAGGAGGUGCAGCGGGCUUUCCCUUUCCCAGUGUCCUUUGGGCGGGAUGUGGACGCAGCCGUGGGGGCAGCACUGGUCACGCUCCAGCGAAACUUCCGCCAGGAGGAGUCUUAGUGCGCACACUCUUUGGCCAAAGCCCUGUUGCCGAUUUUAUCUAAUUAACAUUCCGAUGUGAUCCUGGAGUCAUCCUUUUCCUGGACAGCUCUGUGGGCAGCUUUUAAGCAAUGUUUGUUCUCAGGCCACCAUCCUGACCAAUGACUUUCCUCUAGGGCACACUCUACUAAUGCAGCCGGGAGUCAGCCACCAGGUCCCCAGUCAGUGCCUCUGACUGAGACUCACCUGGGAGCUGGCUGCCAAUGUAAAGGUGGAAAAAAGGAAAAGAGACAAGUAACCCAGCAUCACAGUCAGCAGGCUCACCUGUGAUUCACGUGUAGACAAAGAGAAAAUAAAUGUGGACUUCAGACACCAAA
Myotis myotis is the source of this 1853-nucleotide messenger RNA. It is a transcript of the gene SHPK, whose product is annotated as sedoheptulokinase. The record is from RefSeq and is a predicted model, not a curated record. The coding region runs from base 58 to 1497 and encodes 479 amino acids. NCBI's taxonomy places the organism in Eukaryota, Metazoa, Chordata, Mammalia, Chiroptera, Vespertilionidae. Gene Ontology annotation, cellular component: cytosol. Gene Ontology annotation, molecular function: sedoheptulokinase activity. Gene Ontology annotation, biological process: carbohydrate metabolic process; cellular response to lipopolysaccharide. The transcript has 7 exons.